AUGAUCCCCGUUUCAUCAGGGAAACCGUGCCAUGUGGAAGGUGGCUGCAAGAACCUGCAGGCCCCCUUGGUAGAAAUGACGAUGUGUCCAGGAAUGUACACCCACUACACGCACUCCUCGUGCCGUGACUGGGAUCACGCCUACUGCGGCCGCAACGGUUGCAUUAGGCGUGGGUCAGGAGCGGUGCCCGCGGGCACGGGGGUACAGCAGUCCGUCGGUGAGCCCCCUUCUGGUGGGUUGGUGUCCGCAGCUCGGGCUUCAGCCGCGGGUCAGGCGAUCCUGAACACGUCGCAGUGCGCCGCUGGCGGUCGAUGCAACCAAGGAGGACAUGUCGCCUUGAGCGGCCGAUGCCAUUCAUGCGAGGCUCCUUGCCACCUGGUAUGCAUGCAAGUGGUCAACGAGGGCCACGCCUGCACGUCCUGCCGUCCCGAGCAAGCAGGUGGGGCCAACGGCGGAGAAGCAAGCAAAGGAAAGGGGAAGAACCGCACGCCACAAGCGGAUCCGCACACAGCAACUUCCACUACCGCUUCCUCCGCGGCAAUCUCCACACCAUGUGAUCCUCGCUUAGACGGCGGAGUUUAUGCCAGCUCCCGCAAAUCGCCUCCUGGCCCCGGGCACAACGCGGACCUGGAAUGCGACGGGCGGUCCUCGAAGGCAGAAGAUAUCGAGCUCCCCCAGGAGGGUCUGGACGGCUACGCGAAGAGCGACCUGGCGAAGACCGUCAAGGACAUUCUCAAGGAGAUUUUGUCCAAGGCGGUUGAGGAUCGUCUCUUCGAGGAGGCUGUCUUGAAGAAGGUGGAGAAGAAGAAACCCGACGUGCACCCCACCAAGAAGGCAUUGGACAAGGUCGUCACCGCCAACGGCGCGUGCGUGUUGGGUAUCCUGAAAUCCUCCCUGGCUCCCGAACUCCAGGCAGCCACGAAGAGCCUGACCUCUGCGACGACGAAGCUGAAGGAGGGGCUGGAGCAGGCUGCAGGUGCCGCGACGGGUACGGCGGGCAAGAAGACCCCCGCCAAGGGCAAAAAGGCCACCGCUGGAGCGGCAGACAAAGAGAAUGGGAGCACCCCUUCAAAGGUGACGCUGGACGGUACGCAACAUGCAAAGCUGGUCGACGACGUUGCCGCAAAAGUGUAUGGAUUGAUCGAACCUCGACUGAUGGCCAUGGCCCAGUACAUCGUUCGGACUGUUUCCGGCUCACAACCGGCUGCGACGCCCCCGGACCCGACACCCAUCCGGCGCUCCAAGAAGGCGCCGUCGAAGUCGUCGAGGAGCAAGAAGCACAGAAAGGUCCCAUCACCGUCACCGUCUUCCACCGACCCGUCGUCUUCCUCGAGCGACGCCGAGACGCCCUCUCCUCCCAAGAAACAGAAGCGGGGCCGCCCGAAGUGCGUAGAAGAUGGUUUUGUUUGGUUGAGAUUCCGGUGUCGAUGUUCUGCGAGUCUUGGGUGGACAAUAUUCCGUUCGCAAGAGAACGGAUGGUUACCCCCCUGUAACACAUGUUGUUCCCUUUCCUUUGCGGUCGAUUGACGCGUGAUUGCCCACACAAUACACAGGAAGCAGACACUGGCAGCGACCGACAUGAACCAGCAGGCCGUCCCACCGGCUGCCGCUCACCAGGCCGUCCCACCGGCUGCCGCUCAACCCAUGCAAGCGCCUGCCCACGCAUACUACGGCGUGCCCCCCGGCUUUCAUGCAGCACCCCGCCUACCACCCACGGCAUCAGCGGCGAGUUUCAUACCCCAAAACUCCAGCUGGAUGAUGCACAACCUCUUCUAGGCUUUUUGUCGGAACAGCAGUGACGUUCGCGUCACAUAUCGCAUCUUGGUAGUGUGUGUUUUCUUCGAAACGUCCAGCACGAUUCUAUCUAGUUGUGGGGUAUUUCCGUUCGCAGUGUGGUGGCAUGUUGCUGUAUUUUCCCAUGCGGGAACAUGAACGUAGAAAAAUAUUAGCGCUUUGGGAUUAGCGUUGACGCGGUUAUUUUUUUUUUCCCUAUCCGCGCAAGGAGCUCCCGUUUUUUUGAACAUUUUUUUUUUUUUUUUUGUACAGUUUGAGGUCGCUCGGUCUUACAAAUAGCUCAAUAAUGGACGAAUAGCCCGCAAGAACCACGACACGCCCCAAAAAUAAUAAGAAAAUCGGGAUCGUAUGCGUUCCCAUGUUUCUAGCGCCCGGAUGGACGCCAUGGAAAGCGCGAAAAAGUAGGUAGUUUCCUGUAGGCUUUGAAAUCCAGACCUCGGGGGCACACACGAAGUCAACACGUUGCUCUUGUCUUGUGUUGGUGUGUUGGUUCCUUGCUCGUAUUCGUGAAAUGUCCGUUGUAACCAAGGUGAUGAAAGACAAUGACACCUCAUUUCGUUGGCUUCAUUCAGCUGUGUAUCCAGCAUAAACCCUUGGGACGCCAAGCACUUGCAUACAUCUGUUUUUCGUGCCUACCACCUUGCCACAAAACCACGAGGGGGGGGGGAAGCUGACACACGAACGAAACGCGCGCGUUGGUUCUAGCUGCACAAGCGAAUAGACCGGUACGUCAUACACCCCGUGCACGAGUCAACUGCGAGUCAACUCUCUACUGCCCACCCAGGGAGGCGAGGAUCUGGGAUACAACCCAUGCGGGUUAGCCUGCGUGGAUGUCUGGCGAAGUUCCAAAGACAUCUUGCCCAUUGGCCACGCGUCCAAUCGUAAGAUUACGCUGCAGUCACAUCCCGCAAGGGCGAUGUAUGGUCGUUCCAAAAAGAACCAACAGACUGCCAAACGGCAACAACACCGAACGAU
This is a messenger RNA of Ectocarpus sp. CCAP 1310/34, 2769 nucleotides long. The record is from the annotation of a GenBank genome assembly. NCBI's taxonomy places the organism in Eukaryota, Phaeophyceae, Ectocarpales, Ectocarpaceae.